Diabrotica virgifera virgifera (western corn rootworm) is the source of this 11536-nucleotide messenger RNA. RefSeq names its product gastrula zinc finger protein XlCGF57.1-like. Gene Ontology annotation, molecular function: DNA-binding transcription factor activity, RNA polymerase II-specific; RNA polymerase II cis-regulatory region sequence-specific DNA binding. The record is from RefSeq and is a predicted model, not a curated record. Bases 215 to 1780 code for a protein of 521 amino acids. The transcript is spliced from 2 exons. Gene Ontology annotation, cellular component: nucleus. Gene Ontology annotation, biological process: regulation of transcription by RNA polymerase II. Lineage: Eukaryota; Metazoa; Arthropoda; Insecta; Coleoptera; Chrysomelidae.
CUAUUACUCGUCCUCUCUCUUUCCUUGUCUAUGAUACAAACCAAAGACGUAUGACGUAGAUAUAUUAAUAUUAUGUGACACAUGACAGAAGCUCGAAACAAAUGACAAUCGAUGAAAAGCCCUAUUUGUUCUUGUUGUUAGAAGUGAAAUUUGUUUUUUUUUUAAGUUAUUUUACAAUUUCAAGAUAAACAUUACUGAAACAUAAUAUAAAAUCAUGUCUAAUACCACUGAAGUAAAACAAGAAGUUGCUGAGAUGACUUGCAAAAGAGAGAUAGCUAAUGAAGUAGAUGUAAUUACCCAGGAUUCUUUUAAAAUUGAAAUUAAGCAGGAAGCUACCACAGAAGCUACAAAUGAUGAUACAUUUGAUUAUUUAGACGUUAAGAAAUGUUCCAUCAAAGCCGAAAUAGAACAAGAUGAUGGUUUCUCCUGUAAAGAUGUGAAAACUGAUGUCAGUAGCUUAUUUACAAAUCAUGAUAGAAGCGACAGUAAUUUCAACCAAUAUAUUACUUCCACUAGCAAAGUGAACACUGAAGGACAACAUUUUAUUUGUAACAUUUGCAAGAAAUCAUUUCCAAACAGUUAUCGUUUAGAACAUAUGUCAAUACACACUGGAGAAACACGUUUUGCAUGUGAAAUUUGCACCAAGCAAUUUUCAACAAACAAAUGUUUUAAAAAACAUAUGAAAGGGCAUACUGAAGAGAAACCAUUUGAAUGUGAAAGUUGCACUAAACAAUUUUCAACAAAACGACUUUUAAAAUCGCACAUGAAUGUACAUACUGGUGAAAAACCUUUAUUUGAAUGUGAAAUUUGCAGUAAACUGCUUUCAACCAAACAAGUUUUACAACGGCAUAUGAGAGUGCAUACUGGUGAAAAACCAUUUAAAUGUCAAAUUUGCGCCAAACAGUUAUCAUCAAAGGGCUAUUUAAGAAUACAUAUGAGAAUCCAUACUGGUAUAAAACCAUUUGAAUGUGAAAUUUGUACCAAAAAGUUUUCACAGAAACAAGUUUUAAAAUGGCAUAUGAGAGUGCAUACUGGUGAAAAAUCAUUUGAAUGUGAAAUUUGCACCAAAAUGUUUUCAACGAAACAUGUUUUAAAAUCGCAUAUGAGACUGCACACUGGUGAAGUGAAAUUGCAGAUUGGUGAAAAACCAUUAUUUAAAUGUGAAAUUUGCGCUAAACUGCUUUCAACCAAACAAGCUCUACAACGGCAUAUGACAGUGCAUGCUGGUGAAAAACCAUUUGAAUGUGAAGUUUGCAUCAAAAAGUUUUCACAGAAACACGUUUUAAAAUGGCAUAUGAGAAUGCAUACUGGUAUAAAACCAAAGCCAUUUAAAUGUGAAAUUUGCACGAAAAAGUUUUCAACGAAACAAGUUUUAAAAUCGCAUAUGAGACUGCAUACUGGUGAAAUGAAAUUGCAGACUGGUAAAAAUUCAUUUAAAUGUGAAAUAUGCACCAAGCAGUUUUCAAUUAAAGGGUAUUUAAAACAACAUAUGAGAGUGCAUACUGAUGAAAAACGUGAAAAACUGUUUGAAUGUGUGAUUUGCACCAAACAAUUUUCAACAAAGUCUUACUUAAACAUACAUAUAAAAUUGCACUCUGGUGAAAAACCAUUUAAAUGUCAAAUUUGCACCAAACCGUUUUCAACAAAAUGUUCUUUAAGAGUACAUAUGAAAUUGCAUAUUAAUGAAUCAUUUAAAUGUAAGAUUUGCAACAAACUAUUUUCAACAAAGCAUUAUGUAGAAAGGCAUAUGAAAGUGCAUAUUGGUAAAAAAACCUUUUGAAUGAAAAAUUUGUAAUAAACUGCUUUCAACGAAACAAGUUCUAAAACGGCAUAAUAAUAUAUGACAAUACUGGUAAAAAACCAUUUAAAUGUGAUACGUUUUCAACGAAACAAAUUUUAAAAACGCAUAUGAUAGUGCAUACUGGUGAAAUGAUAUUGCAGAACGAUAAAAAAUCAUUUAAAUGUGAAAUAUGCACCAAACAGUUUUCAAUGGAAAGAUAUUUAAAAACACAUGAGAGUGCAUACUGAUGAAAAACUGUUUGAGAAAUUUUCACCAAACAGUUAUUUAAAAAUACAUAUGAAAUUGCAUUCCGUUGAAAAAUGAUUUAAAUGUGAAAUUUGCACCAAACAAUUCCCAAUAUAUUUUUAUUUAAAAUCGCAUAUGAGAGUGCAUACUGGUAAAAAACCAUUUAAAUGUGAAAUUUGCAUCAAACAGUUAUCAACGAAACAAGUUUUAAAAUUGCAUAUGAGAGUGCAUACUGGUAAAAAACUAUUUGAAUGUGAAAUUUGCACCAAAUAAUUUUCAACGAAACUACUUUUAAAAUCUCAUGAGUGUGCAUAAUGGUAAAAAACCAUUUGAAUGUGAAAAUUGCACCAAAAAGUGUUCAACAACACAAGUUUUAAAAUCGCAUAUGAGAUUGCAUACUGGUUAAAAACCAUUUGAGUGUGUUAAAAAUAUAUAUAAAUAAAUGAAUUAUUGGAGAGAGUAGUGUGUUAACAUGGCAGUAAAUGAAAGUAGUGCUCCGAAUGAAAUAGUUGAAAUAGGGCAUAAACAGUUAAAUUGUUAAAUAAGUGCAAAUAAAAGUUUGGAAGUGUCAACUGAAAAUAUUUCUACUCAUUUGUAAGAUUUAACAAAUUUACAGUCAUUGUACAUAUUAUGGGUAUUGUAUGAAGUUCAGAAACUAAAAAAACCGAUAGAAAACCAAGUGAUUAAAAUAAGUUUUUUGUAUGCGGUAGAUAAAUAUUUAAUUAGCUUCUUAAUUAGUAUGUAAGUCUUAUAUGAAUGAACUUAGAAAUAUAUUGGAGGGUUGGGAUUUAACAUUUAAAAAUAAGUAUUCAAAAAUCAACGUUUAGGUACCUAUAUAGUUACAUUUAAAGGAAAAUAAAUAAACUCUGUUAUUUACAAUAUAUUGGUGAUACAUAUACAGUCAGGACGUUUGAGUUGGAAUAAAUUCAUUUUCUCGAGAAUGAGCGACUCUGGAGGUAACAACUCUGGAGGUACGACUAGGGGUCGUGUGAUAGCUCAUUCGAAAUGUUUUUAAUGUAUUGACUAAUAUAAACAUUAAUAUAAUUAUUUAUAUAGAGUGCCUAAAAAAAUGUUUUUUAAUUAAAUUAAUUGAGACAAAAACAAGAAUGUAUAUAAUUUAUUUAAUUCGAAAUAAAUUUUACUGUUGUCCGAAAACAUGAAAAAUAGUUAUUUUCCUAACAAGUGCAGAAAGUCAUUCUUUUCCGCACGCGACUGCAGUUUGCCGAACGACGCGAAGCGGGAGUUCGGCAAGCAGUCGAGUGCGGAAAAGAGACUUUCUGCAAGAGUUAGGAACAAUAUUUUUUCUAAGAGUCUUUAAAAAAAUUACCAAAUCUUAAUCAGUUAAUUUAAUUAAUAUGAAAAUACAUACACAAAUUAAUUCUUUGACAAGGUUGUCAAAACCAAACUUUCAAUAUAAUUAGUUAGCAUGACGGCGAUCUUGGUUUCCAUGACGAUGAUUCAAAACGACUGUUAUUGUCUACCGAUUUGACUUUCGAAUAUUAUGUCAAAAUAAUUUUAUUUCAUCGAAUUGUCGCGUUAAUUUCAUUAAAACAGGAACACAAUAAGAUAUAUUUGAAAUAAAUUAGUAAAUAAUAUUCUAAAUAUUAGUUUAUUGCAUGUAUUAUAAUUACUUUAAGGCCAUAUUAACAUAUCUAAAUAACACGCGUGCGGAAAAGUAAAAACCGCUUGUGGAAAAGUAACACGCGUGCGGAAAAGUAGCACGCGUGCGGAAAAGUGAAACUUUCUAAACUAAAAUGCGUGCGCGAAAGUAGACAUUUUUGCACGCUCGUAGAAAAAAUAUGUAUGUGAUAAAUAAAUAUUGUUUUUCGCUUAAAUUCAAUAUUAAAGCUGCCACCCACCUGCCUCUUAGCAGUUUGAACAUUUAAUUUAAGCGAAACGCAAUGUUUAUUUUUCAAAUUCAUAUUUUUUGGCUCUUAUCUGACAGCAGUAAAAUGUAUUUUGCAUUAAAUAAAUUACAUACAUUCUUCUUUUUGUCUCAAUUAAUUUAAUUAAAAAAAUUUUUUGGGCAUCCUGUAUAAAUAAUUAUUUUAAUGUUCAUAUUAGUGAAUAGAGAAUUUAAUAACCUUUCACUACCUAAACGUCACUAGUAUGAUAUAUGUAUAUGCCAAAAAAUAAUAAUUUAAAAAUAAAACUCGACCUGUUUCCUGUUUCGGGAUUUAUCUCCAGAGUUGCCCAUUCUCUAGAACAUGAAUUUAUUCCAACUCAAACGUCCUCACUGAAUAUUAAAAGUGCACUGAAUAUUUUUGUCAUUUGGACAGUAAACAUAUUAUAAUUUUGUAAUAAGAAACCAUCGCUUAAGUUUAAGAUAAUAAGACAACAAAUACUGGUUUCUGUACUUGUUUGUUAAAGCUGACCACACAUUUAAAAUACUUAAAUAUAAUAAAAAUAUAAUUAUUUUAUUUAAAUAACAUUACCACAUAGUUUGUGAAAGCUAAUAGUGUUAUUUCAAACAAAUAAAAAUGCUAAAGAAAGGCGUCGGUCCCGAUGAGUGAACUGGAGUAGGUAUCGUUAUCUCUUUCGUAGUGAAAAAAACUGUAGAUAAGCGUUUUAAACAAACUUAACACAGGUGCAGCUAAAUAAACCGUGACGUUGAUUUGUGUCGGUGUUUCUUUUAUUUUACUAGCCCAUGAAGAGGGGCAGGAUUGAGCAUAACUGGUCCCAAAAUCAGCAAGAAAUUUUGAGAGAAGUAAAAUAGUAGCCUGAAAAUCAAACAAAUGUUAGGAACAUUUAAAAGAUACUUACAGAAGGAUAUGGCAGAAAUAGGAAUGGAAAUUAAAAACGGCAUCAGGGAAAUGAGAGAGGGCAUAAAAGACACCAAAAUAGAGAUACAAAAUAAUAGAACAGAAAUGAAAAGUAUAGCCGAGGAGAUCACAUAGUAAAGUUAAAGAGAUGGAAGAUAGGUGGAAAGAAUAAAAUUCGAAAUAACAGUUUUCGUGUUGCCCAAAUUGAUACUGCGAAAAAACUGUUACAUUUUAUAUGAGGAAGCAGCAUUAUUUAAAACCCUUUUUUUGAAUUUUUGUCUUAAUCACACCAUACUAUCUAUUUAUUCUCUUUUUUAUUCAUCUCUUAUUGUGUGGGUAUUUACUAGAAAUAAAUAAAAAAAUACUACAAAAGCUAAAAAAGAGUAUUAAAUUUUACCUUAUUGGUACUCUACUUCUAGAACUAAAUCUAACUUAAUGCAUUGCCUAAUGCUCUUCAUUCAUUUGAUGUAUUUUUAGAUACACUCAGGUGCAAAAAAAUCGAUCAACUUAAAAAAUUGGUCAAUUUGAUGUCACGAAUUUCCUAAACCCGUUGUCCGAUUUAAGUGAUUUUCUUACCUUGUUAUAGCCUUAUUUAUUAAUAAUAUCGCUGUAAUAAUAUUGUUGCUAGACAGGUAAACUGUCGAUUUACGAAUCGAACUGGUUUUUUUUCUCAAAGUUCGCAUCACCCUGUGGACUAUCCUAGCAUUUAUAAAAUACUGAAAUUAAAAUCCAACUAUAGCCUCAGGUCUUCUUAACACUCGAUUUUUAGAUUCAAUCGCUUAUAUUGGAUAAUAAAAAAGUUAGGUACUUUAACAACUGGCCAUGUUCGUCAUCAGUACAGGAUGUUUCUAAAUAAGUGCGACAAACUUUAAGGGGUAAUUUUACGUGAGAAAAUAAGGACAGUUUGCUUUAUAAUUAUAUGUCCGCAAAUGCUUCGUUUCCGAGAUACGGGAUGUUCAAUUUUUUUUUACAAACUGACGAUUUAUUUAUUGCUUUAAAACCAGUUGAGAUAUGCAAAUCAAAUUUGGUGGAUUUCAGGAUGUAGUUAUGCCACAUUUUUUGACAUACAAUUAAGAAUUUAAUAUUCACCAUUGGUACGCAAACGGGUAUUAUGACCGAUCAUAUUACCCGUGUAUGCACGCCAAUGGUGAAUAUUAAAUUCUUGAGUGUAUGUCAAAAAGUGUACAAUAACUAUGUCCUAAAACCCACCAAAUUUGAUUUGCAUAUCUCGACUGGUUUUAAAGGAAUAAAUAAAUCGUCAGUUUGUAAAAAAAAUUGAAGGGCUUAAUGUGAAACAAUGACAAGCCACACAUGAGUUCAAAAAGAGUUAGUGUUAUUCUUGGUUAAAGUAAUAGUAUAACAAGCAACUAACAAAUUAUCUCAGCCCUUCGUUAAUAGAUGGCCCGAUUAAUCUAUAGUAACACUGUUGCAUAGGCCUAGUUUGUUCUAGUAUCUACUCGACAUAAUGACAAGCCACAUCAAAAUGGCGAACAUGGACGGAAGCGUUUCGGAUAAUUAUUGAGUUCCGACGAUUCUAGAAAGAAAAAUAGCAAAGUUGACUUGACAUUCGAUGACAGUGACCGUUACCCUGACUAUGUACAAUCUAGAAGUGACACAAGUAGUGAAAAUCCAGCGAUAUGUAAUUUUUUCCUAAAUGUGGCUUGUCACAUUAUUACCAUUCAAGAUUAAUGUAGUGGCUUAUGACAUGACUUGUUAUAUUAUUGCAUUUGGUUGUAGGAUAAUGAACAAAGUCCGUCAAUAAAAACCAAACACACCCGUCAAAAAUUCCAACAAGUUGAUGGAGACAAAAAAAUAAACACUGUUUAACACUAUUGUGUUGAAACCACUCCGAACUCAGUCAGUAAUAGAAAAUUCUGAAUCUACAUAUAUCUAAAAUUUGGGUUUUUAUUAUUAAUGGAAUAAUGUAACAAGCCACAUUUUUUUUUAAAAUGAAGGCUGUUUUUUCUCGAGUUUCAAGUAAUUUGAUUAAUAUUGUUGUCAACUAUAGUCCCAUAGGGCAUGAUGCAUCGAAAUAUCUAAACUAAAACAAUAAAAGUUCUUACUGGAUUUUUUAAUAUUAUUUUUAGCAUUCAAAGUCAAAUAUCUCACUUUUACCUUUUUAAGGCUUGUCAUUAUUUCACAUUAAGCCCUUCAAUUGAACAUCCCGUAUCUCGGAAAGGAACGAUUUGCGGACAUAUGAUUAUAAAGCAAACUGUCCUUAUUUCCUCAUGUAAAAUUACCCCUUAAAGUUUGUCGCACUUAUUUAGAAACACCCUGUGCUGAUGACGAACAAGGCCAGUUGUUAAAGUACCUAACAUUUUUAUUAUCCAACAUAAGCGAAUUAAUCUAAAAACAGAAUGUUAAGAAGACCUGAGGCUAUAUUUGGAUUUUAAUUUCAGUAUUUCAUAAAUGCUAGAAUAGUCCACAGGGUAAUGCGAACACUAAGGCUAUGGGUACAUAAUUCGCAAAUAUUUUACGGCUAUCCCUACCUGAUCUGUCUUUACAUGGCAAAUUACGUGUAGUAAAAUUCACACUGGUAUGGAUAUGUACAUAUUACUAGAAUGUCAUUCUACUUGACAUUGUCAUAACUAGCUUAAAGAGAUGGCUUUUGAAUGUUCUUGGAUAACUGUUAUUUUUUGUAUAAUUGCAAAUUAUUAAUUCAGUUAAUACAUGUGAUAAUCUUUUCACUAGCUAUGUAUUCAGUUAUUGUAAUAAUUUAUAUGUACCUACAACAAAAACUAAUACUCAAUCGAGAAAAGAGGAAAAGUGUUAAAAUGAUUUUUUAAUAAUAUAUUGUUACUAUGGAACGCUUACAAUUUUGAACAUCUUUAACAACAAAAUACUUGGAUCACAGAAUAUAUAUUAAUGUAUUCUCUGCUUCUAUCUUCCAUAAAUAAUACACAAUAAAUAACUUUUUAUAUUCACCUCUUAAAUUAAUUAUUUAUCAAAUACACUAUAUAUCAAUAUUAUUUAAUCAACAACUAAAAAUAUUCCCGAUUCAUGUCAAAUAAUUAUUUAAAAUUGUCACUGAUUGUCAGUGUCUGACUGACAAUAUUCUAUUCGACUAAGUGCGUUGUAUGACCAAGAUAGAUUUGGAAAAUAUUACCACGGACAUUGUGUUAAUUUUUUUCGAAUCCUGAAAAAGCCAAUAAAUAUUUUUGAAAAAUCUAAACGCAGAAUGAAAGACUAAAUUAUUAUCAAGGGCCGAAAGUCCCUUAGAAUAAAUAAAAAUUUUAUUUUGAAUGAGAUAUGUGAAAUUAAAAAUAACACUAAAUUUUCUCUUAGUUUUUCACCCUUGUAACUUAUUAAAAUAAACAUUAUAGAAGUUCUCAGGGACUUUCGGCCCUCGCUAAUAACGUAAUCUUUCAUUUUGCGUUUAAAUUUCUUAAAAAUACUUUUAGUUUUCUCAGGAUUUGAAAAAAUGAAUCCCUAUUUGAAUAGCAUUGCAGCCGAAAAAACGUACCGAUCCUCUUAAGAAAAAAACACAGUUUGAUUCGUACACCCAGUAUACAAAGACAGUUUACCUGCCUAGCAACAUUAUUAUUACAUCAACCCAGCCUAGAUUUGAUUUCUCCAAUUAUAGGCAUUACAUACAUUAUUUCAUUACAAACAUUAUUUCUCAUUUACUUGCAUUUUGUUGAUUUAACAGACGAUUGUAAUUUUAGGUUUCUCCUGUAAAGAUAUGAAAACUGAUGUCAGUAGCCUAUUUACAAAUCAUGAUAGAAAUGACAGUACUUUCAACCAAUAUGUAACUUCCACAAGCAAAGUGAACACCGAAGGACAUUUUAUUUGUAACUUUUGCAAGAAAUCAUUUCCAAACAGUUAUCGUUUAGAGCAUAUGUCAAUACACACUGGAGAAACACAUUUUGCAUGUGAAAUUUGCACCAAACAAUUUUCAACCAACAAAUAUUUAAAAAAACAUUUGAAAGUGCAUACUAAUGAAACCAUUUAAAUGUGAAAUUUGCACGAAACAGUUUUCAAUGAAAGGGUCAUUAAAAACACAUAUGAGAGUGCAUACUGGUGAAAAAGCAUUUGAAUGUGAAAUUUGCACCAAAAAGUUAUCAACGAAACAAGUGGUAAAGUCGCAUAUGAGUGUGCAUACUGGUGAAAAACCAUUUGACUGUCAAAUUUGCACCAAACAAUUUUCAACAAAACGACUUUUAAAAUCGCACAUGAAUGUGCAUACUUCUUUAUUUGAAUGUAAAAUUUGCACUAAACGGCUUUCAACGAAACAAGUUCUACAGCGGCAUAUGACAGUGCAUACAGGUGAAAAACCAUUUAAAUGUGAAAUUUGCACCAAACAGUUUUCAAUGAAAGGGACAUUAGAUAUACAUGUGAGAGUGCAUACCAUUAGAGUACAUGCUGGUGAAAAUCUAUUUAAUUGUCAAAUUUGCACCAAACAGUUUUCGAUGAAAAGGACAUUAAAAAUGCACAUGAGAGGGCAUACUGGUAUAAAACCAGUUGAAUGUGAAAUUUGCACCAAAAAGUUUUCACAGAAACAUGUUUUAAAAUGGCAUAUGAGAAUGCAUACUGGUAUAAAACCAAAACCAUUUAAAUGUGAAAUUUGCACCAAAAAGUUUUCAACGAAACAAUUUUUAAAAAGGCAUAUGCGAGUGCAUACUGGUGAAAUAAAAUUGCAGACUGAUGAAAAAUCAUUUAAAUGUGAAAUAUGCACCAAACAGUUUUCGAUGAAAGGCUAUUUAAAACAACAUAUGAGAGUGCAUACUGAUGAAAAACGUGAAAAACUGUUUGAAUGUGAAAUUUGCACCAAAAAGUUUUCAACAAAGGGAUAUUUAAGAUUACAUAUGAAAUUGCAUUUUGAUGAAAAAUCAUUUAAAUGUGGAAUUUGCACCAAACAGUUCCCAAUAUAUUUUUAUUUAAAAUCACAUAUGAGAGUGCAUACUGGGAAAAAACCAUUUCAAUGUGAAAUUUGCACUAAACAGUUCUCAACGAAACAAGUUUUAAAAUUGCAUAUGAGAGCGCAUACUGGUGAAAAACCAUUUGAAUGUGAAAUUUGCAACAAAAAGUUUUCAUUGAAACAACUUUUAAAAUUGCAUAUGAAAGUGCAUAGGUACUGGUGAAAAACCAUUUGACUGUAAAAUUUGCAACAAAAAGUUUUCAUUGAAACAACUUUUAAAAUCACAUAUACGAGUGCACACUGGUGAAACCCCAUUUGAAUGUGAAAUUUGCAACAAAAAGUUUUCAAUGAAACAACUUUUAAAAUCGCAUAGGCAAAGGCACACUGGUGAAAAACCUUUUGAAUGUGAAAUUUGCAACAAACGGUUUUCAAUGAAACUAUAUUUAAAAACGCAUAUGAGAGUACAUACUGGUGAAAAACAGUUUGAAUGUGAAGUUUGCAACAAGCAGUUUUCAACAAAACAAGUUUUAAAGUCACAUAUGAUAUUGCAUACUGGUGAAAAACCAUAUGAAUGUGAUAUUUGCGCCAAAAAAUGUUCAACAAAGAGUUACUUGACAUUGCAUAUGAAAUUGCAUACUGAUGAAAAAUUUAAAUGUGAAAUUUGCAAUAAAAAAUUGUCGACAAAGAACAAUUUAAAAACGCAUAUGAGAGUGCAUACAGGUGAAAAACCAUUUGAAUGUGAAAUUUGCACCAAACAGUUUUCAAUGAAUCUAUAUUUAAAAACGCAUAUGAGAGUGCAUACUGGUGAAAAAUCAUUUGAAUGUGAAAUUUGCACCAAAAAGUUUUCAACUAAACAAGUGUUAAAAUCGCAUAUGAGAUUGCAUACUGCUGGUUAAAAAACAUUUGAAUGUGAUAUAAAAAUAUAAACCUAAAUACAGUCGAAUCCGCUUAUUAGAAUACCGGUUAUAGGAAUAUCCCAGUUUAAGGCAUAAAAAUUUGAGGUCCCGAAACGUUUCUACUAGCCACAAAUGAUCAGUUAUUAAAAUAUCUCGGUUAUAUGAAUACGUUUGCUUGGCACGAAGGCUAUUCUAUUAAGCGGGUUUGACUAUAUAAAUAAAUAAAUUAUUUUAGAGUAGUGUGUUACUCUGGCAGUAAGUCAAAGUAGUGCUACAAAUUAACAAUUUUUGAAAUUGGGCAAAAACAGUUCAAUUGUUUUAAAUGCGGUGAAAGUGCAAAUAUAAGUUUGGAAGCGUCAAGUGAAAAUAUUUUAACGCAUUUAAAGUAAGAUUUAACCAAUUUACGAUCAUUUUACAUAUUAUGGGCGUUAGUAUAAAUAUCAGAAACUAAUAGAUCUGAUAGAAAACCAAGUGAUUAAAAUAAGUUUUUGUAUGCGGUAGAUACCUAAUGAUAAUAGACAUAAUCAUAUGAAUAAAUAGGUAUAUUGCAGGGUUAUAAUUUAACAUUUAAAAAUAAGUAUUCAAAAAUCAACGUUUAGGUACUGUGACGCUAUUAUACGCUCCUAGACCGCCAAAUAUUCAGGCCUAUUUAUUAUAAUUCGAAUGUUGUAAACAGACCCUUUUUAUAGGAUGAUUUAUGAUGUUCGAUUGUUUCUAGACUUCCGGAAACUUUGUGAGUAAAUUCUUUUAAAGUUAUAAAUAUUGUUUAACCUUUUUCGAUGUGUUGUUUCUUAUUUCUAGAACAUUGUAAUAAUAUAUAGACAUUUUUGGUUGGGAGUAUUCAGUAUUUUAUCGUCGCGUGAAUUGUAGCGAAUUCGGGUUAAUAAUAAAUUAAACUUUGUAAUAUUGCAAUAAAUUAUAUUUUAGUUAGUGGAAUUAAAAUGUGUUUGAUUUUUGUAUAUUUAAAUGUUUUAAAUAAAAUAGUACGAAGUAA